UUCAACGCGUCUUUUUUUGAGGAAUUCUCUGACUUGAUGUCAAUCUUAAUUACGAACUAUGACACACUCUUAAUAGUCGGCGAUUUUAAUUUUCAUAUAGAUAAUCAAUGUGACCAGAAAGUAAAAGAAUUUAUGAACCUCCUGGACUCUUUUGAUUUGAGACAGCUCGUUAAUCAGCCUACACAUAAAGCAGGUCAUACGUUAGACUUAGUAAUUACUAAAGGACUAAAAGUUGAUAUAAAGCAGGUCAUUGAUAUUGGUCUAUCAGACCAUUUUCUUCUACUCUUUAAUAUAGAAAUAAUGAUAGAAAACACUCAUGAGAAGCAUAUUGUUAAAAAACGGUUCUUUGACUCAUCAGCAGCUUUAAAACUUUCAAACAUUCUAACCAAUCAGUCCGUUUAUAGUGCCAACUAUAAUAGCGAGGAGAAUGUAAAUAGUAAGGUGGAAAGAUUUAAUACUAAAGUGAGGGCUGCUGUUGACUUAGUUGCACCUGAAAAGACAGUUAAAAAAUCUUCUAGCAUUGUUAUACCAUGGAAGACCCAAAGAGUGUCUGAUUUAAAGAGAACAUGCCGUAGAGCUGAGCGUAAAUGGAGGAAAACUAAACUAACUAUUGACUAUGAAAUAUUAAAAGUUAAAAUAACAGAAUACAAUAACACAGUCCAUCUUGAGAGGCGCUGCUAUUUCUCUAAGAUUAUAAAUAACAAUGCUAGUAAUCCCAGAGUCUUAUUUUCGACAAUUGAUCGUCUGUUAAACCCAGGUCACUCAAUGGAAUGCCUCCAAAAUACUUCCAGUGAAACCUGUGAGGCUAUUGCUGUAUUUUUUAAUCAAAAAAUUAAUGAUAUUAGAAACAAUAUAGUACAUCUCCCCAACACUGAUCCUAAUAAUGUGAAUCGGGAUUAA
This is a messenger RNA of Erpetoichthys calabaricus (reedfish), 900 nucleotides long. RefSeq lists its product as uncharacterized. NCBI's taxonomy places the organism in Eukaryota, Metazoa, Chordata, Cladistia, Polypteriformes, Polypteridae. The record is from RefSeq and is a predicted model, not a curated record. The coding region runs from base 37 to 900 and encodes 287 amino acids. The transcript is spliced from 2 exons.